CUAGACAACACACCUUCCAUACUAGCAAUUUCUAGCGAAUAUAUGUAAUUAACCUCUAUUCUAUGUUUAUUUUAAACUUUCAUUUACACCUGGUUUAUUCCACAACUAUUUAUGUAUUGCACUAAAAUUAUAUUCUUCGGAUCAACGUUAUAUACAGUACCUAAGUUAAAGCUGUUAUAAUAAUAAUGGCUUGGUGUGGCAACUUAUUUACCUUAUUAAUCAAGCCAGUCAUCUACUUUUUCAACCAGCCAAGCCUAUUACGUCACGUUCGAGAUAUUCUGCCUCGAACUUUUAAUAACAAUUUGCUGAAAUUCGAACCUGAAUAUGCAGACGAUAGCGAUAGACUAGGUAGUAUUUUACGGGAAUCUAAAAAGUACGCCACAGUCUUCAUUUCGAUCGAAGCAAAAGUGUGGAAUCAAGAUCACAAUAAGAUUACAGAUAUUGGAUUAUCGACAUGGUAUACUGGCAGUUUUGAUCCCGGCAGAUAUUCUCACUAUUGGCAAGUCAAAGACAACUUAUCAUUAAGAAACGAAUGCACAGCCAACGAACCGGACACAUUUAUGUUUGGCAGCACUGGGCUGGUUGAAGAAGGAGCUGACAUAGCAUUGAUUCUAGAUGCUAUGUUCAAGUCAUUAAUUUCUCAACCUCAGAGGGUAGCUAUUGUUGGACAUGACGUCCACUCUACAAUAGGGUUGCUUAAAACCUAUUGGGAGCCGCCUGGCUCUAUCAUGAUUCUUGAUACACAAAGGAUAUGGCAAGUUCAAUAUGGACGAGUAGACAAGGUUACACUCGAAGAUGCGCUGGACAUGACCUUAGGGGCCGUGUAUAACAAAUGUUGGCUUCAUAAUGCCGGGAAUGAUGCGCGGUUUAUAUUAAAUUUACUUGAAGCGCAAGGCGGGUUAAUUCUUCGAGCUCAGAACGAUGUUGGUUUAGAUUUUGAACACGUUCUACGUUAGUACUAACUUCAUGCACUAUUUGAACUAUAUAGCU
Molecule: messenger RNA, 990 nt
Organism: Daldinia decipiens
Lineage: Eukaryota; Fungi; Ascomycota; Sordariomycetes; Xylariales; Hypoxylaceae
Exons: 1
Coding region: 186-956 (256 amino acids)
Cellular component (GO): nucleus
Source: RefSeq, a predicted model, not a curated record